AGUUUCAGGGAUCUGGCCAGAGAGGCAGGGUUUAUGUUAAUGCUAGGGAUCCAAGUUUAGGUCCUUAUGCUCCAUGUAGUUACUGGCUGAGCCAACUCCUCGCCCAGAGGCCUGUUCUUGCAAGGCCCUGCCCACAGUUUCAUAAACUGUGCGGCAGAUUAUUUUAUGUGUUUGUUUAAAGGCAUCUUAUGUAAUCCCUGUUGACUGAUAUUAAACCCAUGCCCCACAGCUUGUAAUUCACGAUUGGAGCAGUUUCUCCAAUGGUGAAUGGUUAUUAGGCCAUUCUAGCAUUCUGGGCAGGAAACAGUCUUUUAUGCUUGUAGCCAUUUAAAAGAGGAAGAUAAGCAAUGCAAACCACCACGAAAGAUGGAGAAACAAAGGGGAUAGAUAUUCUGUAAAAUAGGCACACUCAUGCAGUGAGAGGUGAAGCAAAAACAGGAAGUAUUUCCUUGCUUACCUUCAGCUGGGAGUAUGACUCAAAAAUGUUUAACAGCCAUGUGGUGACACACACUUUUUUAAAAAGAAAUUUACCUAUUUUUAUUUUCUGUGCAUUGGUGUUUUGCCCCCACAUGUGUCUGUGUGAGGCUGUUGGGGUCCCUGGAACUGCAGUUACAGACAGUUGUUAGCUGUGAUGUUACUGCUGGGAAUUGAACCUGGGUCCUCUGGAAGAACAGCCAGUGCUCUAAACCACUAAGCCAUUUCUCCAGCCCCUUGACACACACUUUUAAUCCUCACACUCAAGAGUCAGAAGCUGGUGGAUCUCUGAGUUGGAGGCCAGUUUGCAUACAUAGCAAGUUCCAGGCCAUUCAGGCUACACAGUGAGAUCCUGUUUCUGUGUGUGUGUGUGUGUGUGUGUGUAAUUGAUUUCCUGGGUCAUCUGGAAGAACAGCAAGUCCUCUUUUCUGCUGAGAUAUUUUUAUAGCCCUAGGAGGCUCAAAUUUUUUUUUAGUGGAAAGCUGAAAAAAAAUACCACUGAUUUUGAUAUAAGUGUUAGGAAGUAGGUGAAUCCACAAAUACGUGAUUUGUGAAUAAUGAGGAUCAAAUGUACUAGUGAAAUAAAUAAACAUGAAACUGUCCAAAUAAAUAAACAUGAAACAAAAAGAAGCCUGGGAAGACAGCCUCAGUUUGGAUCCCCAGCAUUCUGUAAAAGCCAGGUGACAGUUUGCAGUGUAAGCGAGCCAAGCCAGUGUGGGGAGGGUGAGUUCAAAUCUGAGAACCUCUGCUGCCGACUGUGUCCCGCUGGCACCUACCUCAGAGAGCCAUGCCAGAGGAACCAUGGUGAGAGUGACUGCCCCCCAUGUGAGACUGAACACUUCACGGCCUACAAAAACAGGGAAUCUCAGUGCCUACGCUGUGCUCGGUGCUGGAAAGGCCAAGAAGAGGUGUCCAAAUGCUCCAAGAAUGCUGAUCGCAAGUGCCAGUGUAAGCAGGGCACCUACUGUAACUCUGAACACUGUGAGGUGUGCUCCGCGUGCACCAGCUGUCCUAACGGCACAGUCAGAAGCCAAUGCAAUGCCACGAUGGACACAGUGUGUGACACAAACAAUUCAAAGCCAGGAAUGUCAUGCUAUCAAAGUCCCUGCUUCGCUGAGCUUUGGACUAUUAUGGUUGCCUCAGAUGCUGCCAUCAUUGUUGUCUUUGCCAUCAUUAGUGCAAUCAUUUGGUAUUGUUAUAAAAGAGGAAAAACAGUCCCAAGGAGUGUCAACAGCAGCAACUCACGAGAGGAGAGGAGUCAGCUUUCCUCCACUAUGCUAUGAAGUUCUCAAAUGGAAACAGAUGGUACUCCUGACGCUCCUUGGAUUUAUGGACACUGAGAUUUCUGUGCAUGGAAGUUGAGGAUGCAAUGAACAUGGCAUGCUUGAUAGUGCUGUUUCUAAACUUGAGACUGGCCUCCUGGAAACUAAUAACUAUACAUGUGUUUGCAAAUUGUGACUAUUUAGAUGCUAAAAAUUGUGUUUCCUGGGCCUUCAAGCUGGAGUCACCUGUCUUUUGGUACAGGACUGGGCCAUCCCAAAUAGCCCAGCUGAAUUUGGAGCCAGCACCCAUCCCGCUGUGAAACCCAGAUGUGUGAUGUACCCUUCUCUUAUGUAAAGCCCAGCUGUCCCAUGUGCAGCCAAGGGCUUCCCUCCUCAAAGCCUGCUGUGGCCUCAGAGACCACAGCUGAGCUCUGAACUUGUCAGCUAGAGCCAGUUUGGGCUCAGAAUGUCUUCCUAGGAGCCAGGGAUGGGAAGACGUAAAUGUUGUCCUUUGAGCCCAUCGGGCACCCUUGAUCUACAUUGGGAUUUGGCCCAGACAAGGUGCUCUGUUACACAUAUAAGUUCACCACAAAGACCUCUAGCAGGCAUGCCUGAGCAAUUGUGGACCCAGCCACACCAGGCACCGGAAACACUGUCCAUGCCUUUUGGCUAUCCAUACCUCAGGCACAGGAACUAGCCUUAGAUUCGAUUCCUCUCAAACUACAGUGAGUAGGUGUGUGUGAGAAUUCCUCAGAAGAAGCUAUGUCUACAUAGGUUCAUUGACUAAAUGAUCUGGGGAGGUAUAGCUAGGCUGUUCCAACCUACUACAUAGUGGAUGUUUUGCUUUAGACCUAACAUCCUGUAGAAAGCAUUAGGCAUGAGAAGCACUACAGAAACCAGGAAUGUUAAGCACACAGGGUUGUCUCCUCAACGGAGGAGAUGUAUAACCUGUCUUCCACCCUGAAUGCUGGUGUGAAAGAAACUUCUUUUUUUGUAAUUUAUUUAUUUAUUAUAUGUACAGUGUUGCCUGCAUGUGUGCCUGCAAGCCAAAAGAGGGCAUUAGAUCUUAUUAUAGACGGUUUUGAGCCACUAUGUGGGAAUUGCGCUCAGGACCUCUAGCAGACAGUGCUCUUAACCUCUGAGCCAUCUCUCCAGUCCCUAAAAGGAACUUUUAUUUGCCUGGUUCAGUUGUUGUUUCGGAGGCUUUCUGCCUCUGUCUGCUAGCCUAGGCCUAGUCCUGGAAGCUUCUAGCCUCCAUACAAUCUAACCUAGGCCUAGAAUUUUUUUCAGCCUGUGAGACUUACUGCUUAAUAAGCUCACCCUUUCUUGUUCUUUUUGAACUCUGGCUGGCUUGUUCAGCUCAGGGGUUCUGGCUCAAGCUCCUCUCCAAGCUGAGUGACUCAAUCUGGCUUUUCUCUUGGCCCCUGAGCUGCUUUGCUUGGCCUCAAACUAACUCCAACAAUCUUUUCUAAUCUUCUGGCUCCUUGUUUUCUGUCGUAUUCUGUCUUCACCUGUGUCUAGCUUGUUCUCUCAUUCAACCUCUCCAUGGAAAACUCUCCAGUAAAACUCCUCCUUUCUCUCUGCAUUGCCUCUUAAGUAACUUCCCUUUCCUCUUUCUUCUCUGGAGAGUUGGGUGUAUCCUAUUUUGUCAAAUCUUUUUUCUGAUUCAUCAGCUUUUCUGUCACUCGGACAUCACUUUCAAACAUGGGUACUUCCUUCUACAAACUAAUUUUACCUUCAUUGUUUGGGGUUAAAGGAAUGCAUCGCCAUGCCUGGACCUAAGCUUUUCUUUACCUGAAACUUGUUUUAUACCAGGCUGGCCUUGAACUCAGAUCUGCUUUCCUCUGUCUCCUGGAUUAAAAGCAGGUUUGUAUUCUAGCUAGAUCACACAGACCUAGAAGGUCUUUGGAUGUGAUCUCUUCCCAGAGCAGCCAUGUUCUAAAUUAAAAUUCCUCUUCAGGCUGGGAAUGGAUGUAGUUAACAGCCUGGUUAUCUGUGUUACCUGUAGAACCAGAUCACACUUGAAUCUCCCAGACUAUUAUGUUUGUUUAUCCCAGAUUCUUCCUCCCUAGGCCAUUUUCUUGAGCACUGUUUCGAGUUUAAAAACCAUCCUUAUGGGAGAUGUCAAUUGUACAUUACAAUAGCCUAGGUCAUGUGGCCUCUGUGCUAUCUGUAGAGCCAGGCUACUACUGACUUCCACAGUUUCUUCCUCUUCCUUCUCCUCCUCCUCCUCUUCUUCUUUCUCCUCUUCUUCCUCUUCCUCCUCCUCUUCUUCUUUCUCCUCUUCUUCCUCUUCCUCCUCCUCUUCUUCUUCCUCAUCUUCUUCUUCCUUUUCUUCCUCCUCUUCUUCCUCUUCCUGUUCUUCCUCCUCUUUAUCUUCCUCCUCUUCUUCCUCUUCUUCCUCUUCUUCUUCCUCCUUUUCCUCCUCCUCUUCUUCCUCCUCCUCUUCUUCCUCUUCUAAGAUUUUUCCUCCUCUUCUUUCUCCUCUUCUUCUUCCUCCUCCUCUUCUAAGAUUUUUCCUCUUCUUCUUCAUCCUCCUCUUUUUCCUCUUCUUCUAAGAUUUUUUUCUCCUCUUCUUCUAAGAUUUUUCCUCCUCUUCUUCUUCCUCUUCUAAGAUUUAUUUGUUAGGUAUACAAUGUUCUGCCUGCAUGUGUACCUGAACACUAGAAGAAUGCACAGAUCUCAUUAUAGAUGGUUGGGAGUCACUGUGUGAUUACUGGAAAUUGAACUCAGGAUUUUUGGAAGAGCAAACAGUGCUCUUAACCUCUGAGCCAUCUCUGCAGCCCUCAACUUCCACAGAUAGUUAUAUUUGUUUAUCCCAGCCUCUUUCUCCCUAGACCUUUGAACAUUGUUUCUGAAUCAACAGAACAGACCUUUGUUUUUUAUUUGCUUGUUUGUUUUUUUCUCUGUACAGUGCUGGAUAUUCUGGAACUCAUUCUGUAGGCCAGGCUGGCCUCAAACUCAGAGAGCUGCCUGUCUCUGUCUCCCAAGUGCUAGGAUUAAAGGCCUGUACCACCAUACCCAGCUAACAGAACCCAUCUUUAUGUUAAAAUGUGUUAAGCUGUAUUAUACACAGGGAUUGAAUUACUUAUCAUUUAAAAACAUUUUUCCAAAAUGGUUCUGGGCAAGCUGUGCUGUGGCGCAUGCCUAUGAUCCCAGCAUUCAGGGAGGCAGAGGGCAAGUAGAUCUCUGUGAGUUCCAGCCUGGUCUACAAAGCAAGUCCAGGACAGCCAAGGCUACACAGAGAAACCCUUUCUCUGUGUAAAAAAAAAAAAAAAAAUGUGCUGGGCUUAAAUAUGGCUAAAGUAAACUGCUGGGGUCAGACUCUAGAAGUUUAAUCCAGCACAGGCUAAGAUGUAUUGAACCAGAUUUCCUUCUUGAUUCAAGCGGAUUGUUACUUUGCCAUUCCUGAUGUUUGCAGAGACCCACAACAUCACAACAAACAGCAGGUUUAAAAAAAAACAAAACACCUAUGGAUUUAUAUUAAUUUGACAGACAGAGCUCUAUUCUUCCCCAAUCCAAGGACUAUGAAUGCUGUCAUAUACCCAAAGCCAUACAUGAGAUUGCCCCUGUACUGUGACACUUAAGUCUUCUAAUGUGUCUGAAGUAUACCUUGAUUUAUAACUUUUUGUUCUAUUCUACAAAACUCCAUGGAACCAUGGAAUUGGGGGUACUUAAAGCUAUAUUUCUGGGGCCAUAGUCACCCAGAUUUGGCUCCAGAAUAAACUAUUUCUCAUUCUCUUUGAGAGCUGUGUUUUUGCAUCCACCCAAGGACAAGGGGCGGUGACAGUCACCAAGACCUCCUAUGUGUUUUGAGCUUUUUGAAAUAUUAAAGCUACCAACAUGAUGCUUCUGCACAGAGUUGUAUGCACUUAGAUCAUUUCUUUUUGCUUUACAUAAUAAAAUGGUUAAUUCUUUGAAAUUAAAAAAUUACUUUAUACGUA
Meriones unguiculatus (Mongolian gerbil) is the source of this 5680-nucleotide messenger RNA. Its product is annotated as tumor necrosis factor receptor superfamily member 26-like. Gene Ontology annotation, cellular component: plasma membrane; cell surface. The coding region runs from base 1032 to 1757 and encodes 241 amino acids. The record is from RefSeq and is a predicted model, not a curated record. Gene Ontology annotation, biological process: positive regulation of apoptotic process; TRAIL-activated apoptotic signaling pathway. Gene Ontology annotation, molecular function: protein binding. The transcript is spliced from 9 exons. NCBI's taxonomy places the organism in Eukaryota, Metazoa, Chordata, Mammalia, Rodentia, Muridae.